Molecule: messenger RNA, 3474 nt
Organism: Maylandia zebra (zebra mbuna)
Lineage: Eukaryota; Metazoa; Chordata; Actinopteri; Cichliformes; Cichlidae
Source: RefSeq, a predicted model, not a curated record
UAAACCCGCUUAAUCUGCGUUUAAGGCAGGCAAGCCAAAAGAGACGAAUCUUAGAAAAGACCCAGACUUCCCAUCACUACCUCUUGGGUAUGUGAAGGUGAGUCUACAAAAAUGGUAAGUCUAAUUUGUUUCAAUAAAAAAACAAAAACAAAAACAAAAAACAGAACAACAAGAACAACAAAAAGCCACCCAGUGUUGUAAGAAAAUAAGUGUGCCUGCAAGAGAACUCAAACCAUGACACGCAAUGAGCAAUGUAAGACGUCUUCCUGUUUUGGCGAUCUUUGGAGCUGACCUGAGAGACAGCGAGAGACAGCGAGAGUAGCAGGUGCAACGUCUCUUCUUCCUUUUUACCGAAAAUUUGUGACUUUCUCCUCUCUUCUAUGAUGGAAGAGAGCGAAGACAGAAAAGAAGGAUAUUACCAGGUCGCCAAGCGGCUCCGGACGGAACAAGAGACCGGUGUAAAAGAGCUAGAGGACGGGAAGGAGGAGGAGGAUUCUGCCGCUGAGGAGGCAGCGGGGAACGGGUGCACUGAGAACCGCAGGAGCGGAGGGAAGGAUUGUUUGGAUGACAGUCGUCGCAUCCCCCCAUCUCCAGUUGUCCAUGUUCGAGGACUUUGCGAUGCUGUGGUGGAAGGGGACCUAGUGGAGGCACUUGACAAGUUUGGCAACAUCUGUUAUGUAAUGAUGAUGCCUUUCAAGCGUCAGGCUCUGGUGGAAUUUGACAGCGUGGAGAGUGCUGAGCGCUGCGUGUCAUUCGGAACCCGUGACGCUGUCUACGUCGCUGAGCAGCAGGCUUUUUUUAACUUCUCUACCAGCCAGAGAAUCACCAGACCCACCAACACAGACGACCCCUCCAGUGGAAACAAAGUCCUCCUGUUGUCCAUACAGAACCCUGUGUAUCCCAUUUCCACUGAUGUGUUGUACACUGUGUGCAACCCAGUUGGUAACGUCCUACGUAUUGUCAUCUUCAAACGCAACGGCAUCCAGGCCAUGGUUGAAUUUGAGUCAGUAAAGGAUGCUCAGAAGGCCAAACUGGCUCUGAAUGGAGCUGACAUCUAUGCUGGCUGCUGCACACUCAAGAUUGAAUACGCUCGGCCCAACAGACUGAACGUCAUCUGCAACAACAACACCAGCUGGGAUUACACCAAACCCUUCCUCCUGCACCGAGAGCGGGGGAAGGGGAGACAACGUCAUGCCAUAUUGGGAGAGCAUCCAUCUAACGGAGGUGGUACACACUGGCCCCUCUUGCCUCUACCUGCUAAAAGCCAGAACUGGAGGUACAGCGAGGAGGUGCAGGAGAGGAUCUCUUACCCGCUACUCCAGAAGACCUCCCCCACAUUCUCUUCCUCUUUCCUUGGCAAAAGCAUUACUAGCUCUGUCACCAUGGUGAGCGGUCUCCAUCCUGUUAAGAUGAACUGCAGCCGUAUUUUCAACCUCUUCUGUCUCUACGGCAAUGUCGAGAAGGUGAAGUUCAUGAAAAGCAUUCCAGGCACAGCAUUGGUAGAGAUGGGUGAUGAAUAUGCUGUGGACCGAGCUGUGACUCACCUAAAUGGUAUCAAAGUAUUUGGCAAGAAAUUCAACGUCUGUGUGUCCAAGCAACAGGCUGUGAUUCCCAGUCAGGUCUUUGAGCUGGGUGACGGCACCUGCAGCUACCAGGACUUUAGUCUAACAAGGAACAACCGCUUCAGCAGUGCACAGAGCAGCAGGAACAUCAUCCAGCCACCCGCCACUGUGCUGCACUUCUACAAUGCCCCACCAAACCUCAAUCAACACCAGUUGCAAAAGCUCUGUACUGAAUACAACAUUUCAGCAUUCUCUAAGUUCAAGGUUUUUGAUGCCAAACCCAGCUCAAAGACUCUGUCUGGUCUGUUGGAGUUUGACAGUAAGACUGAAGCUGUGGAGGCUCUGACAGUCCUCAACCACCACCAGAUCCGAAUACCCAAUAGCUCCAGCCCUUUCACCCUGAAGCUCUGCUUCUCCACCUCCUCCCAUCUGUGACCCAGAAACAAGAUGGCCCGGACAAACUGGAAAAGAGUUUAUUUGUUCCUUGAAACAAUUCUACUUUUUCAAUGGAUGAUUGCUGUGUGGUCAAUGUAGAAAAAAAGAUUUUAGCAAUAAACUAAAUAAGUGACACUCUUGAAAAUUAGAUAAUCGAGCCAGACUUUUCUUUGUUAACAUUUGUUAAUAUUUCAUCUCAUAGUUUCGGUGUAAUUUGUUUGAAUGUAAAGUGUUUGAAUUAGUUAAAUUCCUUACAGGGGCUUAAAAUGGAGUACAAUAGGAAAAAUCUAAUGGGAAGCAAUUAGAAACAUUUGUCUUAGUUCUGUGUUCAGUCCAAAGACAAAUGAUGAUAACAACCUUGUUUUAUUUGUGUAAUUAAAGAGAAAAUAUAGAGAGCUUAUAUCAUUAUUAAAGCCCACCUGCAUCAAACUUUUGCCUCAACUUAAAAAUAUGAAAAAAGCCUUUUAAUAAACUUAUAUUAAAUCAAAAAUACAGUUUGUUCCAAAACCACUAAACCACUGCUGAACUCAUUUGGUAGUUCUUUAAAGCUAAACAGCAACUUCAACUAAUAAAUUCAUGUCUGUUUAAAAAAACAAAUAUCUGCUUUUACUAUUACUGUGAGCGCCCUGAUGUUGUAUUUACUCUUCCCAUCAUCAAAAUGUAAAUAAUAUUUUGUAAAGAAGGUGCUGGGUGUAACUGCUGUAAAGUACUGUGUGUUAUGUUCACUAUAAGUAAAACAUUAACCCCAGGAACAUUUAUGCACUUUAUGGUUGUUGAUGAGUACUGCUCGCACUUCCAGUUGUUGGAUUAUAUAGCAUACCUUCUUUUUCCUGGAUAAUGUUGUCUAAUGCUGCCUUCCAAACUUUUUGAAUCAAACCUUAAAUACACUGCUUAAACCAAACUAAUUAAUUUUUGCUGUGAUGUAUUUGUGUUAUGAAAGGACGCUGAACAGCAACAGAGUUAAUAAAACUAUUGAUUUCUGUUAACUAACAGAAAUCAACCAGCAAGAUAGAAUCAUUAAAAAUGCGUUGAACAUGAAUUUUUAUUUUGUUUCUACGUUCCUGCAUCGUUUGAAACCAAAGACACCAAAGCAGGCAGAAGAUUUAAAGAUUGAUGAACUAAGUUUUUAAAAAACCUAACCCACAAUGUAAAUACAUACAUAAUUUUUGCUACAUGUCUGGAUCAGGCUAACUUUACCACUUAGCCAAAUGUCUGAUUUUUUUGUACAUGUUAAAAAAUAAUAUAACAGCAAUGAAGAACACAAUCAAAACAAAACAUAGUGAAAACAAGAUAAUCAUAAUAAAUAACAUGUUGAAAAAGGACUAGGAAGAAGCAUAAGCUUAUUUAAUCCCACUAAUAUUUCUACUAAUAAUCAAUCCCUUUUUCUCCUUGUUUAUGCCCUAUCCUUUCAUAAAUCCUUCCAAUUUGUUACAUGGUUUUAUUAUCCCAAUAUACUGUUAAGAGUUAUGCAUAUUUA